This is a messenger RNA of Cotesia glomerata, 1792 nucleotides long. RefSeq names its product basic salivary proline-rich protein 3-like. Lineage: Eukaryota; Metazoa; Arthropoda; Insecta; Hymenoptera; Braconidae. Bases 309 to 1772 code for a protein of 487 amino acids. The record is from RefSeq and is a predicted model, not a curated record. The transcript has 6 exons.
UUUAAACAGUUGAGGGGGUAUUCUAACCACAAGAUGGCGUACACCGUGCGACGCUACUUUUGACGUUCGUAAGUGAGUUUUGUUAAAUAAACGAUAAUAACUAAUGAAGCAUUUUGGGCCGUAUUUAUUUCGGCCCAUUUAAAAAAAAUCGAAAACGGAUAAUGCGGUUGUUAGAGUUUUAUUCGAAAGUACCUGAAUUGACAACCAAUCAGAAUAUUGAUAAUAAGAAACGUAAAUCGUACUUGGGGCACGAGGACCCGCUAUUGGCUAGUUUAUGAGAGACGAUGAUGGCUCCGUGAUGGGAGAACAUGGCUGCGACGCAAGCGGAGAGCCAACAAAACGAUGUAAAGUUGAACGAUAGUGUGAAAUGCACCCAAAAAAGAGCACAACUUAGUGGUAAUAGUUCAAGUGUUAGUGCUAAACAACAGCUGGAUCAGGAGCCGGCCGAUAAGGUAACCCGGGGCGCGGCCCAGCUGCUCAAGUAUGUGAAUCGCGGGGACGGCGACUCAGGUUUCGAGAUGAGUCAAUAUCGUGAGGACAUUAGUGGACACACUGCUGGUGAGGUCAAGUCACCCCGGGAGGUCAUACAGAAUCCUCAGGAAUCAACCGGUAAACCAGAACCUCACGAGGCACCUGGUCAUCCAGGACACCCGGGUCAUCCCUACAUUGGCCCGAACGUGCCAAGAGAUUAUUCUGAUGAGUAUGCUGGUAAACCUAGCGACUAUCCUAGUAAACCACCAAACGAAUAUCCUGGAAAACAAUUGGAUUAUCAUUCGAAACUCCCGCUCAAUGAGACCGAACGGUCUCACCAUCCAGAUAUGGAUGACCAUUACUCGGUUUCUAAAAUAGAGCCUCGGCUUGCUCAUAUUGGACCUGGUCCUGGUGGUUUUCCGGGGCAACCGAGAUUUCUUUCUGGUCAAAGUAUAUCCCAGGCCACUGGACCUACUCCAACACUCAAUCAACUGCUUCAAGCAACAAGUUCUGUGCACAGGUUUCACGCUAAUUAUCCAGGAAUCGGACCAGAGUCUUAUCAACAACCCUGGCCGCCGAUGCAGAGACCACCAGUUGUGCCACCUGUAUAUCCACAGCCUGGACAGAGACCUUCUCAAACAGGAUCUCCAAGGUUACAUCCAGGACCUGGUGGUCCCAGUUCACCUACUCCAAUGCCAUAUCAACCGUAUACGGCACGCUAUCCAUCACCAGCACGAUCACAUUCACCUUAUGGACACCAUCAAAUGAAUUCAUAUGCUGGGCAAGCAAGCCAUCCUCCAACUCUGUAUCCAGAACAACGUGGUGGAUGGAAUCAAGCGGGACCACCUAAUCCACCUCCUCCACCGCCGAAUCAGGUGAAUUCUUCGAGUCAAUCGCCACAAAGAACGCUUUCGCAAUCACCUGCUCCACCACCUUCAGCUUCGCCACAGCCACAAUCAGCUGGGCAACAGCAGAAUUAUCAUAAUAUACAACGAUCAACGACUCCAAAUACUCAAGGAAUUGAUUCUGGGGAACUCUCUGGUCAAAAUAGUAAUGACAGUUCGAAUGGACCCGCCGGCCCAGGAACUCCAAAUUCCCAGGGGAUGAGGCCUACCCCUUCACCUACCGGAUCCACGGGUUCUCGGUCAAUGUCCCCCGCCGUUGGCCAACAAAACGUUCAGAUGCCUCCUCGUCCCUCGAGCAGCCAGUCAGAUGGUAGUGGCCCAGCACGAAUGAGUCACUCUCCAAUGGCUACUCAAGGUAGUAUUUUUUUUUUUUUAAUUUCUGUUAAUUCGGGUUAAAGCACCGAUUUUUCAACAUU